GUUUUUUUGCGGAGGGGUGCACUGCUGUGGGGCACUAGACUGAGUGUAGUUUAUGUUCACUUGGCAACAGACUACCUAAUUGCACAUGGCUGAGAUACACUGUCGAAUACACAAAUACGAUCAAAGACACGUGUGUCGUCGUCGCAUAAUAUUCCGUUGCAGAUCAUAUACAAUCCAAAGUGCAAUUGACUGCGCACUGCGAUGUACGGAGACGUGGGAAACAAACUGGUCCAGCACGCGAAACGGACGCAGAAUCUCACCCAUUUACCCCCAUACCAGACCGAGCUAGUACGCGCCGCCACCCGCGAGGUGCGCGAUUUGAACAGAGAUGUAACGAGCCUGCUGGAGCCCUUCGAAGGCGCCUUCGACCCGAACGAGGACAAGGCAACCGCUUGUGCCCUCCUGGUAAACCACCUAUCAAUGCGCCGAAACAAGCGCUGCCUGCUUGCAUACCACCGCACGCGGACCGAUAAGUUGGAGGAGCUUGUCUGGAGCGGUGCCGACGUGAUGGAGCUGUCUGCGCAAGGGCAACAGUUGAGAGAUGGGAGUGGCGGCGGCCCGGGACCUGCCGACGGGCCGACUGGCGGAUUGAGUCCGCAGGAAGAGGACUAUGUGCGACAGUACAGCGAUUUGCUUGCGGCGUACAAGGGCCAGUGGACAGAUGUUGAUCUAACGGGAAGCCUGGAGCCACCGAGGGACCUCUUUAUCGAUGUCAGGGUGCUCAAGGAUGCCGGUGAGAUUCAAACAGAAUAUGGCGCUAUUACUCUCAGCAAGAACAGCCAAUUUUACGUUCGCCAGGGUGAUGUGGAAAGGCUGAUAGCCCAAGGCUACCUCCAAAAACUCAGCUAAGAACCGUCCGAGCCUUGUUGGGAGAACGAGAGCGACAUACAGGCAAAUCAACUUGCUUAAAAGGGCCGUGCCAAGUCCGUGGCUGAAUUGGCAAUUCCAAGGAGAUGCGUAGCCAUGAACAAGAGAUAACAGGAUGCAGGAGCUUCAGCAUCAUCGAGAAUUGAUGCCAGAGGGGAAUGUUCAGCAGAAUUCCCGGUCAUCAGAAUCGGCGACGUAGAUGUUGCAACUCUACGAUAGCUCCUGGUUUGCUUGUUUGCUAGCAUGCACAAAACUUUCAUGUCGACGGCCGCGGAGUCGACGUGUUUUUGCAUGGGUUGAUGUACGGAUACCUUGUAAAACACACACCCUAUGGGAUUUUGCGCCGAAAGGACGUGUAAAAAGAAGGGACAGAUCUCCAAUCUCCGAGGAAUGCAUAUUACCUGAGGCAUGCCAUCCACAUGCUACUGGUUUACCGUGUCCAAGAUAACAGAGAAAUCAGGAAAGGCA
This is a messenger RNA of Pyricularia oryzae 70-15, 1335 nucleotides long. Its product is annotated as DNA replication complex GINS protein PSF1. The coding region runs from base 202 to 849 and encodes 215 amino acids. The record is from RefSeq and is a predicted model, not a curated record. NCBI's taxonomy places the organism in Eukaryota, Fungi, Ascomycota, Sordariomycetes, Magnaporthales, Pyriculariaceae. The transcript is spliced from 3 exons. Gene Ontology annotation, biological process: DNA strand elongation involved in mitotic DNA replication; DNA replication. Gene Ontology annotation, cellular component: GINS complex.